Solenopsis invicta (red fire ant) is the source of this 3460-nucleotide messenger RNA. RefSeq lists its product as uncharacterized. The transcript is spliced from 4 exons. Bases 17 to 814 code for a protein of 265 amino acids. The record is from RefSeq and is a predicted model, not a curated record. NCBI's taxonomy places the organism in Eukaryota, Metazoa, Arthropoda, Insecta, Hymenoptera, Formicidae.
UAAUAAGAAAUAUUGUAUGCCUACUAAAAUUAAUUUAUAUAAUUCCGUUAAUGAAUCACAUCUUUGUCACUCGUCACAGACAGGAUGCCAGGAUACACGCGCCAUGAAAAUGUGUAACAAUAUUAAGAUGAUAGCAGAUACACGCCAAAAUAAGAUUCAACCAUUUAAUGAUGUUAAAUAUGAAUGUAAAAAAUAUGUGUUUGAUAAAGAUAAAAAAUCUGUCAUAUCACAAAAAAUAAUCAAUAUAGAUCAAGACGCAACAAUUAAGCAGACAAUUAAAGAUGAUAUACAUAAAAUGGAUGUAUGUUGGGAAGAGGAUGAGAACAUUAUCAUAAACGCGGACGAUUUUUUACCCACAGCGCGCAAUGGACUUAAAACGAGCUUAAACAAUUUUUUAAAACGCGCGCAAAAAGGAAUUUUUAUUGAAUUGUCAGCUUUCCCACGCAUCAGACCACAUCCACAGGGAUCCUUGAAUUCAAUAUAUUUUCCAUCAAAAAAUUCAAAGUCUGGAACACCACAAAAAGUUUUAGAGGAAAAUUUUACAUUUAAUGUCUCAAAUAGCAACAAUUGCUUACCUUUAAAACGGCAUAAUACAGAUAUCAAUGUAGAAAAGAACCAGAAAGAAUUAAUUGAAAAAACAAGACAAAAAGCUAUCACUUACGAUAAUAAAUUACAAAAGAAAUAUAUUUCUCAAGAAUUCAAUAAAAUAACUGAGAGAGAAUUACAACAAAAUAAUUUAAAUUACGAUACGAAUAAGAAAGCAGCUACGUUUGAAUAUAAAGAAAAAAAUACGGAAGAAUCAAGAUAUGGGUAAAUGUUUCUUCUAUAUGCUAUUGUAAACGUUUUAAUCGUGCGCGUGACUAUGUCAAUAUAAUAAUAAAACAAUUUCUAAUUCAGAUGUGAAAUGGUAAAAUCAAAAUCAGAUAAUUCAGAAAACAAUUUUCAAACUCACUCAAUGGUUCAACUAGCUGCAUACAAGAAACGAUAUUACGACACGUUAUUGAAUGUUCAGAGAGCGAAAGGUUAAUUAAAAAAUUAAUGCCAUAUUAUGUAUAUUUAAAUAUUCUAUUACGUAAUCUUUCAGACAUGCUUGAAUGUACUUUGUGUGAAAAAUAAUAAAUCAUGUGAUUAAUCAGACAUAAGGUGUUCAAUAUUGAUUACUUAAAUUUUGUUACAGUUGCAAUAUCAAAUUCUUUAGAAUCUUCUUCGGGUCAUUUAACAGCCUAUGAUGAUCCGUAUUACUCGAAUUACAUGUGUCAGCAGCAACAAGAUAAUCGACACCUGCUUCACCAACAGCGUCAUUUGACGACAAGGCAAUUUUCAACGUAUCCGGCGAACCCAUCCGGAUUAUCGAGCGCGUACUGCGAUCAGUACAGUUGGGCGAGAUCCAUCUGUAAAUAUUUAUUACUGAAGCAAUUAAGACUUCAACGGCAGGUAAGAAGAUAUAGACGUAAGAUUAUUCCGGAUCACGCGUUUACUUACGUGUAUCGUUACAGACUUCGCCUCUGUAUGCCCGAAAUCAAAGGUAAGGUUUAUGUGCUCAACAACUGGAGUAUAUCGGAAAUAUGAUUUUUAUAUUUAAUACUGGAGUCAUAUUUGUGAUAUUUUCUUGGUUUCUUCAUUCUUCAAGCGGAUGGAUUCAUCGCUAUGUCGGACACAUGUAUCCUUAUACCUCUAUGCUAAACGGAAGCGAUCAAACGAAGUAUUGCAUACGUCGUAAAAAUUUGGAGGACAUAGUUGGAAAAUUGAAAGAGACUGAACGCAAUAAUAUCAACAAUUGAGCGCUCUUCUACAUUAAUUCGAUGAGAAGUUCAUUAAAGUUGCACGCAAAUAAUGAUAUUCCUUUUAAUCUUUGUGUGAUAUCUUCGAAUAUCAAUUUGAAGAAUUAAUAUAACAGUAAUGAUAAAAAUAUUGAAAAUUUUCGUAAUUGCAGAUUGAUAUUAUGUAUAUAAGCUCGAUAUGAAUCUUAUUCUAAAUGUUCAUCCUUUGCAUUAGUUUUGCCUUCGCGUUAAAAAUAAUUAUUAUUAAUUAUGGAAAGAUUAUCAUAUGAUUUAUAUAAACUGUUAGACACUCCAAUUCUUCAUAAGGCGUGACUCUUGUGAAGUUGAACAGAUCGCGUAAAAAUUUUGAUAAUUUUGUUUGUAUUUCGGACGAUUGUGUGACAAUGUGAUUUUUCAAUGGCAAUAUACGCAGAAUAUAAUGUUAUACUUAGCCGUUGCCAAUCGAGCCAUAUUUAACGCAUUUACUAUCAAAUGUACAUUGUUCUGUUCAAGUAACAUUACACACACAAGGUUCACUCUGACUAGCUUUGAUAUAUUGUUAAGUAACAUACACAAUCACACACACACAACUCCGCACCACUGAUAGUGUAUAAAUACUCAUUUACUCGUAGAUGUACAAAAUGACAUUUAAAAGAAUACGUGAUAAUGCUAUGUAACUUAGGUGUUACGUGACUCAUGAAUCAUUUAUUGUCCAGAUCAUUCGCUAUCAACUCGACAAAUCGCCAAGAUACAGUGUCGCAUAUCUGCGUUAUAACUUGGUAAUCUAUCUAGCCAUCUUAUUCAUAUCCAUUUUCAGACUUCUGCAAAGACAUUCGACUCACGAUUCUCCUAACAAUCCUAUAAUAUGUCGCUACAGUUUGAUGUUCACUAUAAUUAUUGGCAGCAUCACAUUAUUCAUUCACAUGUAACUAAAUAUAUAAAUACAAUGACAUUAUAUAUUAUCAAUACUCGAAUACUACAUCUACAUAAAUAUUAAAACACAUUAGAAAUAUCCAAAUGAGACGAACACUUUGUAUUUGGAACAUGUAACGCGUUACAUGUGUAUGUCUAUUAUUUAACGAAUGAGGAAUUAGGCCAGUUGAAUUAUUUUGCUAGGAGAAUUAAAAUAAAUUGACAGGAAUUUAUUCUGCGAAAUUACAUUUCUAAUUUUCGACAUCAUACAUUUCUCAAUUAAGAUGUUCGUUAAAAUAGCCAUUUAAACCCACAUAAUAAUCUUCCCUAUCAAUUCCUUUUAACUCGCCUGAUUUUCCAAGGAUCUCAGGUCAUAUACAGAUUUGGAUUGUCAUGCUAUCACUACAGGUCAUUGUCAAUCGAGCUUAAUAUAAAGAAAUCUGCGUCUAUUAAUCGUAAUCGAAAUUUAUUGCCUGAAUGAUAAUUUAUUCAUACAAAUUCUAAGGAAACAGUGCUUUUCAUGUAUCACAAACAUACUGCUAUUUAUUAUAUUAACUUCGUUGAAGCAAAUAAUUGUUGCGAAUAUCGAAGUUGAAUUGCAGUUUAAUCUUUAUGUAGUAUAUUUAAUAAUGACUUUAAUCCAUUAGCUGCUCCUUACUAAUUUGAUAGUAUUAUUUGACAAAUAACAUUUUUUUCUUUUUGAAAAAUUUAACAAUUAGCAUUUAAAAAUCUGUUAUUACAACAAUGAGAAAAAAAUGACAUGAAGCUAAGUGCGCGAGUUCGAAUUA